This is a messenger RNA of Trifolium pratense (red clover), 1660 nucleotides long. Its product is annotated as probable sugar phosphate/phosphate translocator At3g11320. Gene Ontology annotation, cellular component: Golgi apparatus. The coding region runs from base 363 to 1298 and encodes 311 amino acids. Gene Ontology annotation, molecular function: antiporter activity. Lineage: Eukaryota; Viridiplantae; Streptophyta; Magnoliopsida; Fabales; Fabaceae. The record is from RefSeq and is a predicted model, not a curated record. The transcript has 4 exons.
UACCAUAAAAAUUAACCUUUCUUCUUUUUAAAUAAAAUCAGCCAAAGUGUCUCAUUCAAACCAUUUUCAGUUUCAUCACAUUUUUAUAACCUUACCACACAAACAAACAUAUACAUGCACCCAUAACAUAACCAAAUGUUCAGUUUCAUUUUCAAACUCUUAUGAAAAUGAAUUCAGACCCAAAAAUCAUCAUUGAAUUAGAUUGAUUCCCUUCUCUACAUUCAUUUAUGAUGAACCAUUUAUUCAUUCUUUCUACCGUCUUCCUACAAAGCUUUUGGUUUUCUCUCUUCCUUUGAAAAACACCAAAAAAAAUAUUUUUAUUUUUUAAUUUUUAAAAAGAUUGAAUUUUGAUCAAAUUCAUUAUGACCCAGAUGAUGAAAAACUCAAUUCCAUGGCCAACAAUUAUGGUGGUGAUUUCUUGGUACAGUUCAAAUAUUGGGGUGCUUCUAAUGAACAAGUACUUAUUAAGCAACUAUGGUUACAAGUUUCCUGUUUUUCUCACCAUGUGUCACAUGAUGUUAUGUUCUGUUUUCAGCUACGUUGGAAUUUAUGUUAUGGAUAUUGUACCUUUGCAGAGUGUUCAAUCUAAGAAUCAGUUGUUCAAAAUCUGCGGAUUAAGUGUUGUUUUUUGUUUCUCAGUUGUUUGUGGGAACAUUUCUCUUAAUUAUAUUCCGGUGUCGUUUAAUCAAGCUAUUGGAGCUACUACACCUUUUUUCACUGCUAUUUUUGCUUAUUUUGUGAGUAGAAAAAGAGAAGCUUGGGUUACUUACGGUACCCUUUUGCCUGUUGUUACUGGUGUUAUCAUUGCUAGUGGGGCUGAACCAAGUUUUCAUCUAUUUGGAUUUAUAAUCUGUGUUUCAUCAACUGCUGCCAGAGCAUUUAAAUCAGUGCUUCAAUCUAUUUUGUUGUCCUCAGAAGGAGAAAAAUUGGAUUCUAUGAACCUGCUGCUUUAUAUGGCACCUAUAGCAAUGAUGGUGUUACUUCCUGCAACAUUGUUGAUGGAGGGAAACGUGCUUCGGAUGACAAUAGAGCUUGCCAGAGAGGAUUUCAGAAUUAUUUGGUAUCUGCUUUUGAGUUCAUCUCUUGCAUAUUUUGUCAACCUCACUAAUUUUUUGGUGACCAAAUAUACAAGUGCUCUUACCCUUCAGGUGUUAGGAAAUGCAAAGGGUGCAGUUGCAGUGGUGAUCUCAAUUUUGAUAUUUCAAAAUCCAAUUUCAAUGAUAGGAAUGCUUGGCUAUGUACUCACUAUCAUUGGAGUUAUAUUGUAUAGUGAAACCAAGAAGAGAUAUAGUACUUAGAAACUAGUAAAAAAAUUAACAAGAUCACAAUCAUAGUGGAUUCUGUUAUUUACAUGCAAUAGGACCAACACAAUUAAUAUGAGUUUGCACUUGCAGCACACAAAGUAUUUCAUUUGGACCUACUUGUUUAAUCAUUUCCCUAGGAUUGUGGGAGUAGUAGGCACAUUGGCCAUAAACAUUUUGAUGUGGACUUGAGUUUCAUUGAUGUUUCAUAGGUAGUCAUUUUCAAUUUGCUUUGAUAUCUUCAUUCACUUGCAACUGCUUCUUCAUAGCAUUUUUAGAAGGAAUUUUCAAUAUAAUUCAUGAGAAGCAAAGUAAUCUAUUAUUUGUGAAAAGAAAGAACUUUUUUUUUUCACUUGCAA